AUGAUCAAGACCCUCACAGAACAGAAGCGAGCCUUGUGUGCAUAUUCUGCAGAGUAUGAUCUGCCUGCCACACUUAGUGCACAGCAGUGGGGGUUACUGGAAAAGGUCCUGACAGCUCUAGCUCCCUUUGAGGAGUUAACAAAGGAGGUAAGCGCAUCAUCCUCAUCUGCAUCUGAUGUCAUCCCUAUUGUCUGCGUCCUUAAGCGCGUGCUCUCCCGAGAAAAUGAGGCCGACGAUGGAAUAAAGAAAAUGAAAGGCACUCUUCUCGAAGCGGUUAACAGACGCUUCAGAGACGUGGAAUCCGAGCCACUAUACACAGUUGCAACACUGCUGGAUCCAAGAUAUAAAGACAGGUACUUCACGAGUGUAGAAACCUCAAAACAAGCUAAGGAUGCUUUGAUGGCAGAGGUGAGGAAGAUGGAGUUUUUGAGAACUACAUUAAACUCCUCAGAGCCAGCAGAGGGGACAUCAGCAGUCUUGGAGCCAGCAAAGAAGACUCCACGGGUGGAAUCUUCCAGCCAAAGCAGACUUGAAAGUGUUUUUGAUGAAAUCCUGAAGGAAAACACUCAAGAUCCUGUUCCUCAGUUAGCCACGACAAGUGCACGUAUUGAAGUGCAAACUUACCUUAGUGAGCCAACCAUUCAACGCUCAGAUAAUCCACUGCUGUACUGGCAAGCCAACAAACUUAGAUUUCCCACUCUGGUUUCUACAGCAGCUAAAUUUCUCUGUGCACCUACCACAAGUAUUGAGAGUGAGAGACUCUUCAGUACAGCCUCCAUUAUCAUUAAUGAAAGGAGAAGCAGGCUGACAGCUGAGAAGGUUGAAAUGUUGAUCUUUCUGAAGAAGAACCUACCUCUCAUGUUAAAGUGAAAAAAAAAAGUUACAACUGCAUUAUUACAAGAAUGUUGUUUGCUCUGCUAAAAUUGCACCUUUUUUCAGUACCAAAGGGGUUUUGAAAUUUGCAUAAAGUUGCACUUUUAUUUACUUGAAUUUUACUUUAAAUACUUCAAGAUUUAAAAUUCUGCAUAAUGUUGCACUUUUAUUUUGAUUAAUGUUACUUUAAAUACUUGACAUUUAAAGUUCUGCAUAAUGUUGCACUUUUAUUUUGAUGAAUGUUACUUUAAGGGUGGACCGU
Messenger RNA from Haplochromis burtoni (Burton's mouthbrooder), 1135 nucleotides. RefSeq names its product zinc finger BED domain-containing protein 4-like. NCBI's taxonomy places the organism in Eukaryota, Metazoa, Chordata, Actinopteri, Cichliformes, Cichlidae. The transcript is spliced from 2 exons. The record is from RefSeq and is a predicted model, not a curated record. Bases 1 to 870 code for a protein of 289 amino acids. Gene Ontology annotation, molecular function: protein dimerization activity.